CCUUUUGGGCAAAAUAGAUCAAUCAACAGUUUCUUUGCAAGAUUUUGAAAGAAAGCAGUUGGUAUUGGUGUUGUGUAGGAGCUUCCCUUUUGUGGGGACUCACUGAGUUAAGACUUUGAACAGGUUUUCACUUUCUUUCUCUUUCCUUCUCAGAAAUUAAUGGCAGCUGAAGAGGUUAAUAGGCCACCAUCACUCCCUCCUUACCCUGAGAGGAGAUUAUACCCAGUUUGAGUUUACAAUGGUUUGCUGCUAGCUCUUGUUUAACGUCUCAGAUUAAGAUGAAAUGAUUUUGGCAGCAAUUGAAGCAUUGAAUGAGCAAAAUGGCUCAAAUAAGACAUCCAUAUCCAAGUAUAUUGAAUCAAAAUAUGGAGAAUUGCCUGCUUCCCACACAACGCUUCUCACGCACCACCUUAACAGAAUGAAGGAUACUGGAGAAUUAGUCUUUUGGAAAAACAACUACAUGAAACCAGACCCCAGUGCACCUCCAAGGCGUGGCCGUGGCAGACCCCCUAAACCUAAGGAUCCAUCGCCACCAGGUGCAAUCCUUGCCCCUGCCAGACCCAGAGGCCGUCCGCCAAAGGACCCCAAUGCACCUCCAAAGCCAAUGAAACAAAAGGUUACAUCUACAGGUAGUGGAAAGCCAAGAGGGAGGCCCCGGAAGAUGGCACGGCCUACAGGAGGAAUGAGUGGAACUUCAACUACUACUGCUACAACAGUUCCAAUGGCAACUGGGACUGGAAGGCCAAGGGGUCGGCCUCCGAAAGUGAAAAAUCCUUCUGUGACUGAAGUGAGUGUUCAAAAUUAGGCUAGUCGUUAGUUAGUAGCAGUUGGGCUUUGUUGGCUGUUGAUGUGUCUGUAGAAUUGGGGGUGGUGUGUGUCUUUAGUCUUUGUUAAUGUGUCUGCACAUUUGUAAUUUGCCUGUAGAAUUGAAUGAUUGUAGUUGUUGUUGAGGCUUUGUUGAUUUACUUUAGAGAAUAAUUUUGUAGUAAUGAUGAUUUGGGGUUCAUUAACCUUUGUUCUGUUCUGUAAUUGUUUGUUUUUACUUUUUAUUGA
Molecule: messenger RNA, 1053 nt
Organism: Jatropha curcas
Lineage: Eukaryota; Viridiplantae; Streptophyta; Magnoliopsida; Malpighiales; Euphorbiaceae
Product: HMG-Y-related protein A
Biological process (GO): negative regulation of DNA recombination; chromosome condensation; regulation of DNA-templated transcription
Cellular component (GO): chromatin; nucleus; nucleosome
Molecular function (GO): nucleosomal DNA binding; double-stranded DNA binding
Source: RefSeq, a predicted model, not a curated record